Cladocopium goreaui is the source of this 2607-nucleotide messenger RNA. Lineage: Eukaryota; Dinophyceae; Suessiales; Symbiodiniaceae. The record is from the annotation of a GenBank genome assembly.
AUGUUUGAGGGCAGGGAAACUUCCCUCCAGGAAACACAUCAAUUUCCAGCAGCGACCGCGGUGCCUCGGCCCCAACAGGUCGAUGACGUGGAGUGCAAGAGCGCCAUCAACCAAUGGUCCAUCGUCAAGCCCUUUGGCGGCUGUCAACCUCCGAAGCAGCGCUCCUUGCACGCGAGCAUCGUGGUUGGAGACUGCCUGUACAUCUUUGGUGGGUGCCCGGAGGAUUCAGUGCCAGUUCCACAGUACGAUGGCAGCAGCCGCGUGAACGACUUCUACAAGUUUAGCUUUAAGGCCUCGAAGUGGUCGCAGAUCCAUACCACAGGGGCCGGACCCACUGCACGCGAUCGACAUGUGGUGGUGUCCUUCACGGACAAGAUUUACAUCUUCGCCGGAUACGACGGGAAUAACCGCGUCAACGACUUCUGGCAAUAUGACACCGAACAUGAGGCGUGGCAGAUGGUGGAUGCAGCCCUUGGCAAUCCGCCCACGCCACGGCAUAGUCAUUCAGGUGUCGAAUACGACGGAUCCAUGUACAUCUUCGCUGGAUACGAUGGGAAUUACAGGAGUGACUUUCACCGCUACAACUUCCCACAGCGGAAGUGGUCCAUCGUUCCAGUGAAGGGCUCAGUGCCAAAGGCACGGUAUAGGACUUCAGCUGUCGCGUACAAGAACCGCAUGCUGGUGGUGGGUGGUCAUGAUGGUGCCAAGCAUUUGAAUGACUUUUACCAGUUCAAUUUCGACUCACUCGAGUGCCGGAGCCUAGCCGUUGAAAGCACCAAGUUCUUGGGGCCAGGAUCGAAGUUCAAAGGAGUUCCAGCUCAACGGAGAGCUGGUGUGGCUGAAGCUCUGCUGCAGAACCAGCGCUUCAUGGCCAGAGUGGAUGCGGUGCACGGCUGCAGCGGCGGAGCCCUAGUGGGUGCCUUGAUGCUGACGGGCGCGGAGGGGCUCAAAAAGGUGAAGGCGUACCUGGAGAGUGGCUUAGCCUUCCGCAGCCUGACUUUGGCGGAACUUUGGGACCCAGCGCGCCUCAUUCCGCGCGCAGUGGAGGAAUCUGGCGCCAUGCCGAUGGAUGCUUUCUGGCAACUCAGUGGGCGCCUCCAUGUGCAGUGUACCAAAGGUGGCAUGUUCCGCAACAGCGAGCCGGUCACCUACUCCUCCUUCGAUUCCAAUGAGGAACUGGUGCGAAUCCUGCAGGCGUCCUCGUCCUUCGCCUAUGAAGGAGUGGAGGUGAGGGGCGAGCCACACUGGGACGGCGGCAUCACUGAGAUCUUGCCCCAGCCACUGCGGGAGGAUUCCCAAAGAGAAACGACUGUGACUGUGGCACCGGUGUGCGCGCGGCACGUGAGCAUUUGCCCGCAGCCAGGUGUAUGCCUUCGGAUCACUGACGGCCUUUGGGCCUUUCCUGGUUCCAUGGGCCGCGGCUGGCGCCACGGCUGGCGCCACGCUUCUAAGGAUUGCACCUUUAUGUUCUCCCCGCAGCGCAUGAUGAAGUACUGGGCUGCCGGGAGAGCAGAUGGGGCGUUUCUCCGCACCCAUGGCUACACCGAGUUUAGUGAUGAGCAGAUCAGAGAUGCGCUGGGAAGGUUGAGCAAAGCCACCAAGCAGAUGCAGCUGUGGAAACCCUACCUGCUGGGUUCCCUUUGGGAUAGCAAACCGUGGCGCUUGCGGCAGUGUUGUGAUCGGGAAAUGAGUGCUACAGGUGGAGCUUGGUUGAGACCACUGGUCAAGUCCCACCUCCUUCGCCCCGGGAUUCCCAUUCCGUCCGCGGCCGAGACGUUUGAGACUUCAAGGGUGACGUGGAGUGUUCAAGCGGUGAUCUGCGGUGAUUCUAUGUACCUCUUUGGUGGCAGCACUGGCAGCGCGCGAAACGAUCUGUACGCCUUCAGCUUUGAAACAGAACAAUGGCUUGAAGUGCGUCCCACGCCCGGGGCUUCGCAAAAGGCGAACGUGCCGUGCCCGCGAUUCUGCCAUACCUGCGAUGUGUACAACAAUUCUCUCUACGUUUUUGGCGGCUACGACGGGCAGCAACGUCUGAAUGAUUUUUGGCAGUUCAAACUGGCGACAGAGGUGAACAUUGACAUCCCAAACAGCUCAUUGGUCUCCGAUCUCCGGGACUUCCUGAACGAUGCCAAACUGUCAGACGUGACCUUCAUAGUGGAAGGAAAAGCUGUCUAUGCGCACAAGCUGCUUUGCAUGCGAUGCUCCUACUUCCGCGCCAUGUUUGACGGACAGAUGCGGGAGGCCCAACAGAAGACCAUCACCAUCAACAACGUCUCGCACCGGGUCUUCCUGGCCUUGCUGGAGUAUCUUUACACCGACGAAUUCGAGAUCUCCAUGGAAAUCGCCAUGGACCUCUUCGUGGCGGCAGACCAGUUCGGCAUCGAACGCCUCAAGAGGUUAUGUGAGAAGAAGAUCCUUGUUUCAAUCAAUAUCGAUUCGGCUGCUACAAUCCUUCAGGCAGCCAACAUGCACAUCGCGAAUGACUUGCGGCAGAGUUGCAUGGACUUUAUCUUAAGAAACUUCGAUGCGGUCUCCAAGACCCCGGCCUUCGAGGAGAUGGGCCGAUCGAAUGUGGAACUGGUCUUUGAGAUCCUUAAAAGAAGAUGA